Plenodomus lingam JN3 is the source of this 2268-nucleotide messenger RNA. Lineage: Eukaryota; Fungi; Ascomycota; Dothideomycetes; Pleosporales; Leptosphaeriaceae. The record is from RefSeq and is a predicted model, not a curated record.
AUGUCAGAGAGUCUUCGGCCAGCCAAUGCGAGGCCGCAGCUUAGUAUGCAAACCCUUUCUUUGAUCCCCUGUCACGAGGACGAGGACGAGGGCGACUUGCCCGCAGAGAGGGAGGGGGACAAAAUGAGCAUGAGUGAGAUGGACGUUGUUACUUGUGCGUGGUCGGCAGGUCCAACGGCGCGUGUUGGCUGCCGGUCGCUUGUUCCGAAGACAGCCAGACCAGCCUCUGUCUUGCUCCGCGUUAUUUUCGUCGCCCUGAAGCCGAACAAGACUCCCACCACGAGAACACGUAGGUUUGGCCAAUCAGCUCGGCUUGCGCAAACGACCGUCCGGCCCACAGCUACACUGCUGCUGAGGCAUGUCGUCGGGCUCAAGGCUCAUCCUGCUAUUAAAGAGAGCGUGGACCCCGGGCUUCCUUUCGUUGCAAGCCCACUUCCUCUUCAUCUGACCCAAGACUUUGUCCGUCAACCGGUGUCAAAACAACAGCGAUUUCGUCUUUAUUCGACCUCGACGACUUCUCCUUUUACCUCUACCUCUACUUGCACAUCUACAUCCACAUCUCCCCUCUUCACAGGCACAAUGGUCUCCCAAACUGUCAACAAGACCAAUCUCCACCCCUCGGGUGUGCAGCCAAACAAGGAACACACUGAAAUCGAGGAAUCUCUCCACGACAAGGCACACAUUGACUACGACCGUGUAGCUAUUAUUGCCAACCCUUCAGUCGCUGCUCUCUACGAAGAUGCCCUCGUCUACGAGACAGGCUCAGCCAUCACAGCCUCUGGUGCCCUCUCGGCAUAUUCUGGUGCAAAGACGGGCCGCUCGCCCUCAGACAAGCGCAUCGUGGAAGAAGACUCUUCCAAGAAUGAAGUUUGGUGGGGACCUGUCAACAAGCCGAUGAAGGCUGACGUCUGGCGUAUCAACCGCGAGCGUGCCAUUGACUACCUCAAUACCAGGAAACGCAUCUACGUCGUUGAUGGCUUCGCAGGAUGGGACGAGCGCUACCGGAUACGCGUCAGGGUGGUUUGCGCUCGUGCCUACCAUGCUCUCUUCAUGCGUAACAUGUUGAUCCGUCCGUCGAGAGACGAGCUUGAACAUUUCACCCCAGACUAUACCAUUUACAACGCUGGAGCCUUCCCCGCAAACAGAUACACUAGCGGUAUGACUUCAUCGACGUCGGUUGCGCUCAACUUUGCCGACAAGGAGAUGGUCAUCCUCGGCACCGAGUAUGCUGGUGAAAUGAAGAAGGGCAUUUUCACAGUCCUUUACUACGAGAUGCCCGUCAAGCACAACGUGCUCACGCUGCACUCCUCUGCAAACGAGGGCCAGAACGGCGACGUCACCGUCUUCUUCGGUCUUUCCGGUACUGGCAAGACCACCCUGUCAGCCGACCCCAAGCGUGCCUUGAUCGGUGACGACGAGCACUGCUGGAGUGACACCGGUGUCUUCAACAUUGAAGGAGGAUGCUAUGCCAAGUGCAUUGGUCUCUCUGCCGAAAAGGAGCCCGACAUUUUCGGCGCCAUCCGCUUUGGAUCGAUCCUGGAGAAUGUCGUCUUCGACCCCGUGACCCGUGUUGUCGACUACGACGACGACACUCUGACCGAGAACACGCGCUGCGCAUACCCCAUUGAAUACAUUGAGAACACAAAGAUUCCUUGCAUCUCGUCGCAACAUCCCAAAAACAUUGUCCUCCUCACCUGCGAUGCCCGCGGCGUCCUUCCCCCCAUCUCCAAGCUCAACCCCGAGCAAACCAUGUACCACUUCAUCUCUGGAUACACCUCCAAGAUGGCUGGAACAGAGCAAGGCAUCACUGAGCCACAAGCGACCUUCUCCUCGUGCUUUGCUCAGCCCUUCUUGGCACUCCACCCCAUGCGCUACGCCAAGAUGCUCGCAGAGAAGAUUCAAGAACACAACGCUGACGCCUGGCUUCUCAACACUGGUUGGGUCGGUGCGGGCGCUUCCACCGGUGGCAAGAGGUGUCCCUUGAAAUACACCCGCGCCAUUCUCGACGCCAUCCACUCGGGCGAACUCGCAAAGGUCGAGUACGAAACCUACGAGACUUUCGGUCUCAGCGUACCAAAGACGUGCCCCGGCGUUCCCGACGAGCUGCUCAACCCGGCCAAGUCGUGGAAUGGAACGGCCGACUUCAAGGGCGAGGUGGACAAGCUGGGUAGGCUGUUCAUGGAGAACUUCAAGAAGUACGAGGACCAGGCUACCGACGCUGUCCUCAAGGCGGGACCCCAUGUAUGCUGCUGCCCCCAAAAACACUAG